AUGAGAUACAGAGGGAGUUGGGAUAAUGAGAGUAACAGUGAGCAUAUAGGAAGGCUGGUGGCGGGAGUGGGAGGCGGGAAGGCUGGUGGCGGGAAGGCUGGUAGCGGGAAGGCUGGUGGCGGGAAGGCUGAUGGCGGGAAUGGGUGGCGGGAAAGAAGGAGGCGGGAAGGCUGGUGGCGGGAGUGGGAGGCGGGAAGGCUGGUGGCGGGAAGGCUGGUGGCGGGAAGUCUGGUGGCGGGAAAGAUGGAGGCGGGAAGUAUGGAUAGUGGCAGGACAAACUUAGACCUCCAUCAACAUCUUAGUGACCUCCUCCAUCAUCUUUGUAACCCUAUAUCAGCAACCUUGUGGCCCUCUUUCGGCAACUUUGUGGCCCUCCUUCGGCAACUUUGUGGCCCUUCUUCAGCAACUUUGUGGCCCCUCCUUCAGCAACUUUGUGGCUCUCCUUCAGCAACUUUGUGGACCUUCCUCAGCAACUUUGUGGCCCUCCUUCGGCAACUUUGUGGCCCUCCUUCAGCAACUUUGUGGACCUUCCUCAGCAACUUUGCGGCCCUCCUUCAGCAACUUUGUGGACCUUCCUCAGCAACUUUGUGGCCCUCCUUCAAUAACCUUGCAACCAUACAUCAACAACCUUUAACUUUGUGGCCCUCCUUCAACAACUUUGUCGACCUUCCUCAGCACUAUGUGGCCUUCCUUCAACAACAUUGUGGCCCUCCUUUAGCAACUUUGCGGCCCUCCUACAGCAACUUUGUGGCCCUCCUUCAGCAACUUUGUGGCCCUCUGUCAGCAACUUUUUGGCCCUCCUUCAGCAACUUUGCGGCCCUCCUUCAACAACAUUGUGGCUCUCCUUCAGCAACUUUGUGGCCCUCCUUCAGCAACUUUGCGGCCCUCCUUCAGCAACUUUGUAGCCCUCCUUCAGCAACUUUGCGGCCCUCCUUCAGCAACUUUGUGGUCCUCCUUCAGCAACUUUGUGGUCCUCCUUCCUCCUUCAGCAACUUUGUGGCCCUCCUUCAGCAACUUUGCAACGGCCCUCCUUCAGCAACUUUGUGGCCCUCCUUCAGCAACUUUGUGGUCCUCCUUCAACAACUUUGCGGCCCUCCUUCAGCAACUUUUGUGGCUCUCCUUCAGCAACUUUGUGGCCCUCCUUCAGCAACUUUGUGGCCCUCCUUCAGCAACUUUGUGGCCCUCCUUCAGCAACUUUGCGGCCCUCCUUCAGCAACUUUGAGGCCCUCCUUCAGCAACUUUGUGGCCCUCCUUCAGCAACUUUGUGGCCCUCCUUCAGCAACUUUGUGGCCCUCCUUCAGCAACUUUGCGGCCCUCCUUCAGCAACUUUGCGGCCCUCCUUCAGCAACAUUGUGGCUCUCCUUCAGCAACUUUGUGGCCCUCCUUCAGCAACUUUGCGGCCCUCCUUCAGCAACUUUGUGGCCCUCCUUCAGCAACUUUGCGGCCCUCCUUCAGCAACUUUGUGGCCCUCCUUCAGCAACUUUGCGGCCCUCCUUCAGCAACUUUGCGGCCCUCCUUCAGCAACUUUGUGGCCCUCCUUCAGCAACUUUGUGGCCCUCCUUCAGCAACUUUGUGGCCCUCCUUCAGCAACUUUGUGGCCCUCCUUCAGCAACUUUGUCCUUCAGCAACCCUCCUUCAGCAACUUUGUGGCCCUCCUUCAGCAACUUUGUGGCCCUCCUUCAGCAACUUUGUGGCCCUCCUUCAGCAACUUUGUGGCCCUCCUUCAGCAACUUUGUGGUGGCCCUCCUUCAGCAACUUUGUGGCCCUCCUUCAGCAACUUUGUCAGCAACUUUGUGGCCCUCCUUCAGCAACUUUGUGGCCCUCCUUCAGCAACUUUGCGGCCCUCCUUCAGCAACUUUGUAG
Molecule: messenger RNA, 1863 nt
Organism: Procambarus clarkii (red swamp crayfish)
Lineage: Eukaryota; Metazoa; Arthropoda; Malacostraca; Decapoda; Cambaridae
Source: RefSeq, a predicted model, not a curated record